This is a messenger RNA of Cryptotermes secundus, 4669 nucleotides long. RefSeq names its product pleckstrin homology domain-containing family F member 2 (gene rush). Bases 327 to 1142 code for a protein of 271 amino acids. The transcript has 10 exons. Lineage: Eukaryota; Metazoa; Arthropoda; Insecta; Blattodea; Kalotermitidae. The record is from RefSeq and is a predicted model, not a curated record. Gene Ontology annotation, cellular component: early endosome. Gene Ontology annotation, molecular function: phosphatidylinositol binding; metal ion binding.
UGCUGUGAAUAGUCUUCGCUGCUCCUUAUUUAGCCUUGUUCCGGACAACACAGAGAACAGCCACGUAAUACACACCACUGUUGCCUGGCGUCAUGUUGCUAGCAACUCUGUCGGGAGUUGUUUCCUGCUGUGUAGCAACGGCGGCAUCCUGUGUUACGUCACUGCGGGGAGAGGCGUGGUGUUGACCAUUGCGCAACACGUCACAAUAUUAUAGACACAAAUUAUGAUGUUCCUGAUCACAUUUCUCCUUCUUCUUGGGAACCCCAUCAUUAUGUCCAUGAUUCCACUGCUUGGUGAACAGUGAGGCAAAUGCACGACGCAUUGCAAUGGUUGAGAGCUGCUUUGGCAGUUCUGGCCAGCCUCUUGGUGUUCCUGGCCGGGUGCUAGUUGGAGAAGGAGUACUUACUAAGAUGUGUCGAAAGAAACCCAAAGCACGGCAGUUUUUUCUCUUUAAUGACAUUCUUGUGUAUGGAAAUAUUGUCAUCAAUAAGAAAAAGUACAAUAAGCAGCACAUAAUUCCGCUGGAAGAGGUGAAACUUGAGUCCUUGGAGGAUGAUGGUCAGUUUCGAAAUGGGUGGCUGAUACGAACGGCAUCAAAAUCAUUUGCAGUAUAUGCAGCCACAUCAACUGAGAAGCAAGAGUGGAUGGCACACAUCAAUAAAUGCAUUGAAGAUCUUCUUAGGAAGAGUGGAAAGAAGGCAGUUAAGGUCCAUGCUGCUGUGUGGGUCCCAGAUUCAGAAGCAGCUGUUUGCAUGCAUUGCAAGAAGACACAGUUCACUGUGCUCAAUAGGAGGCAUCAUUGUCGUAAAUGUGGUGCUGUGGUGUGUGGCCCCUGCUCGAAUAAAAGGUUCCUCCUACCUAGCCAGUCUUCCAAGCCACUGAGAGUAUGUCUCAAUUGCUACGAUACACUUUCUCGUGCCAGGGUUCAACAGAACAAUAUGGGAAAUCCAACUGAUCUCUCUCUAAGCAAAGAAGCAAAGGAGCGCAGUGGUUCUGGCGAUUCCUCUGGAGAAGAAGACUCUGAUGAUGAAGACGAGGCAAAUAGAUCACAACAAGACACAUCUGCUCAUGAUGAGUCUUCCUGGGAAUGUGGGGAACAGAGUCCAAGAGGGUGGCGGCCAUUGAGGGCGACUGUCUCAUAACAUUACAAGCUCCAAAAUUUUAUGGGCUGUCUGAAGUUGCUGAAGAACAGAAACAGUAGGCAGCAUGUGAAGUAAUACACAGCCAUGAAUUGGAAUGUCUGGUGACUGUCUGCAGCUGCUGUAGAUCUCUUCAGUAAAAGACAAUGUCAUUUUUUAAUCUGUAAGGUAACUUUAUUUAUUUAGUAGUUUUGAAAUGUGGCUUUGCAAUAUUUCACUUUUCAAGCAUGGACUGAGAUCAGAGACUUACUUGUUUGGUUAUUUGCUACUAUUAAAAUUAUUUGUUACAGUUCUGGAAAUUCCCUACAGUAUGAAUUCUGUGCUUUCACAGAGGAAAUUAGGGAGUGUGUUUAAUAUCUGGACCACAUGUUAAAUCAUCUUAAUUUUCUUACAGUGCUAAAGAAGAAAGAUUUUUAUGGGGUGUGUUUUGUAAUGCUCAAGAUAUUUGACAUAUCUGAUCCAUAAUUGUGAUCUUGUAAAGUUGUUCUGGGUGUAGCAUCAUUCAAAACCGUCGGCAGUGAUUACCCCAGAAGACUACAAGGAAUGUGGGAGAGAUAUGAACCAGAAUGAAACCUCAAGUCUUAUUGCAGUUACAGAUACUGGUGUGCAUAAUCUUGUCUGCAAGUGGCCUUAAAAUGAAGGGUAGAAUUAUAAGAUUAUUUUGUGGAAUCUGUAUGUUGGCACAAAUCAAUUGGAUGUGGUUGUAAAUACAUUUAAUUAUGACAUAGAAAACUAAUAAUAUAUGUAUAUAUGUAGACCAAGGGUUUGGUAUGUUUUUCCCAGUACUGUGCAAGAUACAGGCAGGAACACAAGGUUAGUAAAUAGGAUUAAAAGUUUGUGAUGAUGGUAUAUCAAUACAGUUAUGGUAUUUUUGAACAUUAUCCAUCUUCCGGUUUUCUUACUUAAAACACAGUUUUGGAGACUGGAUUCUGUCACCAUAUUCAGGUAAACAUCUACUCAGUUGGGCCUGGAUCAGGAGAUAGGGACUAGCUUUAUUGAUUGUACCCAACUAAGUACAUUUUUACCUGAAGAUGGAGCUGGAAUCCAGUCUCUGAAAUGUUUUAAAUAAAAAGCAGGAUGAUGGAUAAUGGCCAAAAACAUAAUAAUUGUAGUAGGUUGUAUUUUAUAAUAUUAUAACACUAAAUUUGCACUCAGUCUCUGCAUUGUACAAACAGUUUCAGUGUAUGCUUGAUCAAGGAGUUGCUAAGAACAUCAUUGUAACAAGAUCUUUUUUCACAUUUGUAACAGAUUUAGAUUUCAUAAACCCCUGUUAACGUUUCAUUGAAUUGAAUGUGUGGUUAGACAUCCCUUUAAUAAUAGAGUCUCCUAGGAUGUGAUAACUCUGCAGUUUGGCGUAGAGGUCCAUGUGAACCAUUUCUACCAGUCUACCAAUCAUGUCAGAAGAUUAAUCUUAAUACUCACCACCCUGAGAACCUCAGUUCUUAGACUUGUAUCCAUUUGUUCAUGUCAUACUUUGCUUGUUAUUGUGCCUAAAUUUGUUAUGAUUGAUAUGUAGUAGAGUAUACACCAAAAUCAAAUAUGGGAGCUGGCUGUUGGUUGGCUCUUUUGCUGUGUCUUGUAUAUGUUGACAUUUUGUGCUUAGUGUUCAGCUUUUUGUCUACUUAUAAUUUGAGUUCUUCAUUUUUAUUAAUAAUGAUGUUUUAUAAAAUAUCACGAUAGUUAUUCUGUUGCAUACUGAACUGUCUCUGUCUUCAGGUUAAAACUUACACAGUUGAGCCUGGACCCAGAGAUAGGGACUAGCUCUAUUGAUUGGGCCCAGCUAAGUAGUCUCUUACUUGAAGAUGGAGACAGAAUCCAGGCUGUAGAAGGCACUCUGCACCUACUAUUAAUGUCACUUACUUAAAUUCAGAAAAUGUCAUAAAUGGAAUGCUUGUAGAUGUCCUGCCUUGUUUUUAGAGAUGUUGCAUUCCAGCUCAAUGUGAGGGAUGCUUUCAGUGAGCUAUAUGAUGGCUCCUUUUAAGUUCAAGGAGAUUUUGAGAAUGACCUUAUGCUCUGCAUGUUUCAUUUCAAAUUAGCUACACAAAUUUUAGGUGACUUUUUUGGCCAGACAUCAGAGGUAAUCACUCUUUCAUACAAAGUAUCAUGCAGUAAUGUCCUGGAAAUGACGUGCGUGUGCAGUAAUACUGUCAUGUCAAAAAUAUGCACAAACAGUUUUGCUCUGAUUUAACUGUCACGUGAGAAUGUGUGGUUGAGUACAUGGUAGCCUUCUGUAUUAAGAAAUGUCAUCUAAGUCAUUUACAGCAGAUUUAAAAUGUUAAUACAGGAGCAUAUUGACUUUACAGUCACUGCGUAGGCAGGUGAACAAUCAUAAAGUAAAUUGUAACAGUAGUAGGACAGUGUAGAAGGUGCAUCAGUGUCUUUUUAUUGGAAGCAAAACUGGUCUUCCAUGGCAAGUAUUAAUAAAAAAGUAGUUGAAUGCUGUCUGUAAUAUUCUGUGAUGUAUUCUGUUUUACAGUGUUCAUAAACCAUCUACAGUUAAUGCAAUUGUAUGUCAUUCAGACAUAUUUUGGCAACAUUGUCAGUCCUUUGGUCCUGUGUUCUUAACACAGCUUCAGAAUUUAAAUUUUAUACACUAUUAUUUUCACGGAGUUUUUCUGUAGAUUUGGAACAUUUUGUUGGUACCUUUAGUAUGUGGUUACUUUCACCUCCACUGUUUCACAGUUUUGCUGGUACCUCACAUUAUUUACAUAUUAAGAUAUGUUGUCAUCCUUUCUGCUAUUCCCUAUAAGUUAAAAUUAUUUUGUGAAACCUUGCACUUUCACUGUUUGUUCACUGUUGACUUCUCGUGUUUCUUUGCAGUCUGUGCACUUUGAUUUUGACUGCUGGCUGCUUGGUACACAAGUCCUAUCUGCACAUUUUGAUUUUAUGGUUAUCAGCUGUUGAAUGCUCUAUAUUAUUUAGCACCAGUUCAAAAAUUAUGUUAUAUUGGUUUACAUGCUUGUUUAUGUCAUGUUUUAUUGACUGUAUUUGUAAAUAUAGUACUGCUAUGCAUCCAUGAGGUGUCCCUUCAGAAUAAAUUUUGGUAUUUCUGUGGUAUCUGUACAAUGUAGAAAUAUGUCCAUUGUAGAUGGUUUAUGAAACUGCCGAUUCUAAUCUCUCUGCAUGGUAAGACAAAUUAGUGGAAAGAAGUAGACUCAUAGCAUGAGAGAAGGUUGGAAGGAGAGGACUAUGGUCAGUUAUUAAAUAUUUACAAAUUAACCACAGAUGUUCUUUAGCAUAAUUUAUUCUUAUGAUAUUUUAAUUAAGAUACAGCUAGGCACAUCACCCGUGUUUCUUGUUUUGAAAAGGUGUCACAUGUAAACUUUAUCAGAUAUUUCAUGGCCAGCUUUGUGUGAUAGGGGAACCCCAGGGAUGAAGUGCCUUCCGUGUAGAUUUAGCGAUCUGUUCCACUAACCAGAGUUCUUACAUUGUGUACUACUAAACCAAAAGAAGCUUCACAGUGAAGCAUUACAAAACAUAAUUGUACUAUGCUAAUUGUAAAAUGGGAAGUAAAUAUUGUAUGCUGUAUA